AUGAAAUUCUCCCACUCGGUACCGAUUCCCUCGACUCGCGUUGACUUUCCGAGACUUAACCAUACUUUUCCCCUCUCCAAACGCAACGUCUCUUCAGGCGACAACACCACACCGGGAGCAGCAGCCUGCGCAUUCACCGCGGUCCGCCAUCUUUCGCCCUUCAUCGAUGCGAACCUACCCAUCGCGACCGUGAGAAUGCGCGCUCGUUCAUCGCCGCCUCCGCCCCCGGCGGUGCGCCGGGCCCUGAUGCCGACGCUCCUCGCCGCUCUGUGCCUCUUCGUCGGCUCGGCCUCAGGCGCGCUCACGGGAACCGGCGGCAUCUGUUUCGACUCAUGUACAUACACCCUCCGCGCCCCGCGCUUCAACGACACGCAGUCGUACAACGGCACCAUGCCGGCGAAGUCGAAGCUCAUCGCCUCGUGCGAGAGCCGCCUGCACAUUGAGUCGCUGUACCUUUGUGCCGACCUGCACUGCGACCUGACUCACCGCGUCGCCGGCCUGAGUGACCUCAACCACACCUGCCAGACGUACAUGAACACGUCGCUGCCGCCGUUCGAGAUUGUCGCCCACUACUCGGAUGUGGAGAUUGCCGGCCUGAGGAGGUUGACCCAGGAGGAGGGCGUCGACAAGACCGUGUUGAACGAGGUCGUCUUGCCUGCGGAUGCUUUUUAUCAGAUUUGGUUUGAUACGCUCGAGUCUGUCGAGUACACCUACGGAUACCAUUACAGAUAUGGCUUCUACGUGAUUGUCUUUUGGUUCAUCGUAAUCGCCAUCGGGCUAGCAUCCCGUCUCGUGGCGGCCAUCGGGACCCUCCAAAAGCAGGAGUACGCUCCCCGGACGACGCGCGGCAUCUACCGCUCGUGUGCCGUGUGGCUCAAGCGCUACAUCACCGUCCCCGCUACUUUCGGCUACCGCUGUUCGCAGAAUCUCGGCUGGUGCACGAUCCCGCCUCGGAUCCAGAGUCUCACCAUCUUUGCCUUCAUUGCCGUGAACGCCUUCUUCUGUAUUCACGGCUACAUUGUGUUUCCCGGCCACAUGUACUGGCCCCUCGUCUAUCAUCAGUGGUGGCGUUACGUCGCCGACAGAACCGGCAUCAUCUCUUUCGCCAACUUCCCCAUCAUCUGGCUGUUCGGCAUGCGGAACAACUUGCUCAUGUGGCUGACUGGCUGGGAUUUUGGAACGUACAACAACUUCCACCGCUGGGUUGCCCGUGUGGCGACGCUCCAAGCCGUGAUCCACUCCGUCGGCUAUGUCGUUCUCGUCUUUGACGACGGCGGCUGGUUCUACUUCAUGUCAUACUGGAAAAUGAUGUUCUGGUGGGCGGGCUGGGCUGCAACGCUCGGCAUGGUCGGUCUUCUCGUGGCGUCGGUGUUCUGGAUGCGGCGGAAGCAGUACGAGCUGUUUCUCAUCCUUCACAUCCUCCUCUCUAUUCUGACCCUGAUAACCAUGCUUGGUCACGUCUCCAUCAUCCCCAACACGUAUGAUAUCUUGUUCUGGGUGCCCUUUUACAUCUGGAUUGCCGACCGGGUGCUGCGCAUGUCGAGGACGCUCUCCUUCAACCUCCGCUUCUGGAACACAUUCGCCCUUGCGAGCUACGACGCAAGCUCCAACAUCGUCCGCCUCAGCGUCCCUUACUCCACCAGCUUCUACGAGCCGAAGCCUGGCACGUACUAUUACCUCCACGUCCUCAGCGACAAGUGCUUCUGGGAGAGCCACCCGUUCACCAUGGCCUGCACGACGACGAACAUGCACGUCCGGAGGAAGUCGUCCUGUGAGGAGACGCCGCUGCUCGUCGCCGGAGAGCAGGACCAAGAACCCAUGUCGGAGGUCACCUACGAGCCGAAGCGAGGCGAGCCCACAAUGACGUUUCUCAUCCGACCCUACGACAGCUUCACGGCUCGCCUCCGCGAGGACACUGCGGCUGCGUGGCCCCAUCCCGCGCGUCUCCGUGUCCUCGUCGAAGGGCCGUAUGGGCACACGCAGCCCUUCAAUCAGUUCGACGACCUGCUGUUCAUCGUCGGAGGCAGUGGUGUCGUCGUGCCGCUCGCGCACCUCGCCGAGCUUGCCAAGGCCGAGUCGAGGGCGCGGUCGGUCAAGAUCGUCUGGGCCGUCCGCGAGCUGAGCUUCGCCGUGGACGUGCUGCGACAAGACUUCGAGGACGCCUUCGAGGGCGGGAAGCUGUCAGUCGAUGUCUACGUGACGCAGAACAGCCUCGCAUCUAACAGCGCGCGGCCGGACGACUGGCCAGAGCAGAUCCGCCUGCUGUACGGGCGACCGGACGUGCGCGAGGAGGUGCAGGACGCCGCAACGGGUGCAGGCAAGGCCAGCCUCGCCGUCGUCGCGUGCGGGCCGGCUGUCAUGGCUGACGACGCGAGAAAGUCUGUCGUCGAGAUGCUCGACCGCGGGUGGUCGGAUAUUGAGUACUUCCAGGAGAGCUUUAACUGGUAA
Messenger RNA from Colletotrichum higginsianum IMI 349063, 2448 nucleotides. RefSeq names its product Ferric reductase like transmembrane component. The transcript is spliced from 7 exons. Gene Ontology annotation, biological process: copper ion import; intracellular iron ion homeostasis; iron ion transport. Bases 1 to 2448 code for a protein of 815 amino acids. Gene Ontology annotation, molecular function: ferric-chelate reductase activity. NCBI's taxonomy places the organism in Eukaryota, Fungi, Ascomycota, Sordariomycetes, Glomerellales, Glomerellaceae. The record is from RefSeq and is a predicted model, not a curated record. Gene Ontology annotation, cellular component: plasma membrane.